AUGACUGAACAUCUAAAAAAUGAAUCGUCUAACCCACUGCACAAUAAAAGCCCCCAUCCUAACAAAUUAUUGAAAGACGAGACUCAGGACCACCGACAAGGAAGGACAGCUUUUAACACCGAGUCCCCAACCUCUAAGGCGAAACGCGAGCAGGUAUUCCGAAACCGUUUGGCAGUCCGCCGUCGACAAGCCUUGACCCGAUCUAUUUCUCCGAAAAGCCACCUAAAUUCCACUUUGAAAUCCUCUCUAAACAAUUCCCAGGACUUGUUGGAGGUCCAGGAAACCAGACACAGCGUCUACGUGACUGCCCCUUCAGACUCAGACUUGGACGACCAGCCGACUCUUGAUGAGGAGAGCGAAAAAGAAGAAGAAGAUCAUAGCACAAUUGGUUCAUUAUCUCGCAACUCAUCAUCCAAAAACGGGUCUUUGACUCAGUCAUCGCAAAUGAGAAGAAAGAACACUGUAGUGAUGCCCGAGUCACUGUACAAUCAUUUCCGGCCAGUAGAAAGUAAUAUUCCUAUAGAAGAUAUGACGCAGUUUCGGUACUUUGGCCAAAAAAUCCGCCCGGAAAACACCACUAGCAACAAUUCCGUCGAAGUUACCAGUACUUCUGCUUCUCCUAUGCAGAGGAGGAGAUUCUUCAUCAAAGGGUUCAGCACUACUGCGACUCCUUCAUCGAAACUCGAGGAAAUGAUCAACGAAGAGAUGAAUAUCGCAGUCGAUAAGUCUACUGUGGAGAGGAACAAGAUCCCCAAGACCAAAAACCUCCUAAGGGGCACUAAUUUGUAUCUUAGAAAGAGCCAAAGGUCAGAUUCUUUGCUUGCGAAUGUUACUGCCAAAAACGGAAGCACUGAAGGGAACUCUGUUCAGCUUGAUAUUGCUUCUAAUGAUGUUACACUGAGGAAUUUGACCUUAAAUAACACCAAAGAUGAAUCCUUGAUAUCAAAAAUUGAAAAGCCCAAAAGUUCUUCCGUUCGUAGCAAGAAAACAGGAGUUUUGCAAACUGGAAAUAACAAAGAAGAAAAAGGGCUGAUGAUGCCUUCAGAGUCUUCUCAGGUUCUCGGUAGAAUUUCGACAUGGCUGUCCAUAAACGCUGACCCAAUGACACCCUCGAUGGACAGAGAAAAUGUGAGUACUUCUUCUAGCUCGUUGCGAAUUGUUGUAACGGAGAUACCAGCAGUAACCGAACUAACGGGAAAUUCAUCUGGUUUAGAGCCUGUAAAUAUCGUUGCUGAGAAUGUUGUUACUUUAGUGCCUUUAACAUCAACAUCAUCAACAUCAUCAUCGUCAAUAUUAACUACAACAUUAACACCGGCUACAACAGCGGCCACAGUAACGGAUACUUUUACUUCAGCAACAGGGAUUCCUAAUGAAGAAGCACCUGUUGCGCUAGUACAGCAGAUGCACCCGUAUGCCUACACGAUCACAAAUGUAACUCGGCUGCUAGGAAACUACUCCGGACCUGGGUCAAAUGACAACCCGUCGUUGACAACGUUAAAAGAACAAGUAAAUUCUUGGUUUUCUCCUCCUCUUGCUACCUCUGGCAUGGAUCUACUACACUCGACGCGCACGCCCGGCCCAGUCAGUGUUGCUCCGACUGCCGUUGAACACAGUGCUACAACUGAGCAGAGCACCCCGCUAACUGCUGCUGCGCUCUUGGUGGGAGAAACUUUUAACGAUACUACUUUACAGCAACAAGUCGCCGCGUAUUCAGUUCACCGCAACACUUCUCAGGCAUCCACUGCGGUUCCAAUCUCGACUGAUAAUCCUGCUGUUGGUUCUUCUAAUUCUAAUUUUAAUUUCAAUUCCAAUUCUUAUCCCAAUUCCACCGAACCAACCAGCAGGACCUCUGCUGAAGAAAAGGGACACCUUAAAAAAGUGACUGAUGAAGGGGAAGAGAAAACUACUGUAAGUGCAAUUGUUGACAAAGAAGUGACCAAUGACAAAAAACUGUUUAGGUCAACUACCCCCAGUGCAGUUAGUUCUGAAGGAAAGGAAGCUGACCAGAAUCUGCCCAGAUCAACGACUCCAGAAAGUGUCGAACGAAAGUCAACACUGAAGUUGACUACCGAAAGUGGGGAAAAGGUGCUAGAUAAAAAGGAGGUUAAUGACAGGAGGCUGUUGAGGAAGUCGGCCAGCGCAGUGCUCAAUCAGAGGAUCACUGGGGAGGAAUCUGUUAGAGAUUCUAAGAGGCGUCGAAGUGAUAUCAGAAGUGGAAGCAGAAGCACCAAAGGACGUGUUGAUGAAAGGGUCGGCUCGAGGUCCAUUGACAGCAAAGAUGAGGUGAUUCUACCGGUUGAUAGUGCUAAUAAUAGUUAUAAUAUCGGCAGUAUUAUGGCGAAUAGCAGCAUGAUAGGGGAAUCUGGUGCGAAUUCUGGGUCUGGUUUGCCUAUAGUUGGUGAAGGCCAGAAGUUUGAAGGUGUGAAGCUGAACUUGAGCGAGCCGGUGAAGGGGAACGGGGAAAGUGAUAGUGGGACUGGAUUUGGUGAUUUGAAAUUGGUUAGCUCAACCGUGAAAACUCCGGUUUUUCCUGUUACUCCGAUGAUUUUAGACGAUAAGGAUAAGGAUAAGGGAAAGGUUGAGGAUCAGGAUGUCGAGGAAAAAGUCGAAGAAACUGCGAAAGCUCCGGACAGACCGUUUGGAAUCGCAAAGGACUUGGACCCUUCUGAAAUCCAGAAGAUGUACCGGUCCCAGACGACCUUGAAGCCGGAAGGAACAACGCUUCCGGAAGCAAACCUGGUGACCUCUCCGCAAACUCCAAAAAUGGAAGCGAAGAAAAAUGGGGAGAGGUCGCCGGAGGUCAGGGGAAGAAAUCUCUCCGACAAGACCAAGGACAAGGAUGAUGUUCUGCCGAUAAUGCAUUUGUACAAUACGUCGGAUAUUUUUAAUGGGACGAUGAAGGACUUGGAAAAUAGGGAGAACAGAACGGUGGAGGUUAAGACGGUAGAUGGGGAAGAAAAUGUGAGUACGAAGGGUAGAAAUAGGGAAAGCGCGUCGAAUUCUACGAAGGUACAGAAUUCGAAUCCGGGCUCUAGUUCUCUCGGGAACAAAACCAGACACAAACCGGUGUACUUUUCCGGGCCGGAACCCAACGGGUAUCAUCAGGUGAAUUCGAGUUUUUACGAACCCGGGAUCAUUCCGGUUACUAUGCGCGACCCUAUAAACAUGAGUGAAGUAAUCACCAAAAGGCACGACGGAGACACUUUAGCGACCCAGGAAACCGUCGUUAUCGUGCUGGAGGAGUCUGACACAUCAUCAGAGAUAAGCUGCAGGAAGGAUGCGCUGAAUCUCGAGAAUGGGGACUUCAAGACCUCGAUCGAAAAGGCGAUAACCAAAUUGCCGAGGAUACAGCAUCUCUUUCCUCGUGACAAGCUGAGGCUCCAAACAGUCCUAGGACAGGGUAAUUUCGGACAAGUAUGGAAAGCAGAAGCUGAUGACUUGACGGGUCAUAAAGGAACGACCCGACUGGUUGCCGUAAAAACUGUCAAAGAAGGCGCUUCUGCAAGGGAAAAGGAAGAUCUUGUCAGGGAGUUAGAAAUUAUGCAGCAGUUGGGGAAUCAUCCGAACGUCGUCACAUUACUAGGCUGUUGCACUGAAGAAGAACCGCACUACCUGAUCCUUGAGUACGUGAUGUAUGGGAAGUUAUUGGCCUACCUCAGAGAUCACCGGACCAGACAGGAUUUCUACAACUUCAGUGAAGAUUCAGCAGCAUUGACCUCCCGAGACCUUACUGUGUUUGGGUACUGCGUCGCUCGGGGCAUGGAAUACCUCGCGUCCAAAAAGACCAGCAGUAUCCUCAAGCAAUUUAAUAUUUUUACGGGCACGAGGUUUUAUAGUUGUAUGGUUAAUUCAGUAGCAGUGUUAAAAUUUAACAUGGGAACUAAACCCAAGGCAAAUUAG
Cotesia congregata is the source of this 3900-nucleotide messenger RNA. Lineage: Eukaryota; Metazoa; Arthropoda; Insecta; Hymenoptera; Braconidae. The record is from the annotation of a GenBank genome assembly.